Hirundo rustica (Barn swallow) is the source of this 758-nucleotide messenger RNA. RefSeq names its product NADH:ubiquinone oxidoreductase subunit B3 (gene NDUFB3). Lineage: Eukaryota; Metazoa; Chordata; Aves; Passeriformes; Hirundinidae. The record is from RefSeq and is a predicted model, not a curated record. The coding region runs from base 348 to 650 and encodes 100 amino acids. Gene Ontology annotation, biological process: electron transport chain; mitochondrial respiratory chain complex I assembly. Gene Ontology annotation, cellular component: mitochondrion. The transcript has 4 exons.
UCGCUCCCGGUGCGGGGCUUGCCCCGCUGAGCCGUGGCGGGAGCUCAGCGGGCCGCAGCGGCCCGGGAGGGGAUCGGGCAGAGGCUCCACGGCGUCCGUGUCGGCACCAGACUAGCGGGAAGAGCCGGAACGAAAGCUUCCCGGAACUCGUGUGGCUGGCCCGCGUUUCCUAUAGCGGCCGCUCCUCGCCUGGGUUCCGGUUCCGGGUGGCGGCCGUGUCCUGAGCAGGGUCGCGGAGCGGGCAGGUUUCUCAAGCGAAAUCUGCUUGCCCUCACGGCCUGGAGUCAUCUUCAAGAAUUACAGGCUUUGAAGCUGUGUCCUGCAUUCUGGUCAAUUUUCUAAAAGGUAUGGGACAUGGAAGUGACCACGGCCAUGGGCAUGGCCAUGACAAAGUGGAACUCCCCGACUACAGGCAGUGGAAGGUGGAGGGAACUCCCCUCGAGGAGGUGCAGAGAAGGCUGGCUAAACGGGGUCUGAGGGAUCCAUGGGCUCGUAAUGAAGUCUGGAGAUAUCAGGGUGGCUUUGCAAGAUCCAUCACCGUGACAGAAAUCUUCACCAGGGGAUUCAAGUGGGGAGCUGCAGCUUUUGUCAUAGCUCUGGGCAUUGAAUAUGCACUCUUUCCUCCAAAGAAGAAUGGAGGCCACCACUGAAGAUCAAAUAUGACAACUUAAUACUUAUUAAUCAUAAGCUGAAGCCUACAUAAGCCUGCUGCUCACUCUGUACUUAUAAUAUACAUAUUAAAGUCUAUCACAGGCAAA